This is a messenger RNA of Neohortaea acidophila, 1178 nucleotides long. RefSeq lists its product as uncharacterized. Gene Ontology annotation, molecular function: procollagen-proline 4-dioxygenase activity; iron ion binding; L-ascorbic acid binding. The transcript has 2 exons. NCBI's taxonomy places the organism in Eukaryota, Fungi, Ascomycota, Dothideomycetes, Mycosphaerellales, Teratosphaeriaceae. The record is from RefSeq and is a predicted model, not a curated record. Gene Ontology annotation, biological process: peptidyl-proline hydroxylation to 4-hydroxy-L-proline. Bases 220 to 1014 code for a protein of 264 amino acids. Gene Ontology annotation, cellular component: endoplasmic reticulum.
AUCUGAAAGAUUAUUCCCGGGCACAUCGAACUUAUAAACCAGCACCGAUCGAAUUCCAACCGCACUCCCGGCUCUUGGCCCCUUUGGACUGUCCAACCUGCUCAUGAGCAAUAAGCAGAAUCAACCGCCCCAGGAGCUGCUGCCAAGGAGCGAACAACUUGCAAUACCCUCACGCUGAGUGGCCGACCAUCUGACAAUUGCCAGCUACACGAUCCAGUGAUGGCCCCGAAGGCCAAACCCACCAAGGCGCGAGAGGGCUCUGCAAAUGUCAGCAAAGUGGAGAAUGGGACUGUUAGACCAGGAAAACCGAACUGGCCUUCAUUCGGCAGCGCGCUUCUACCAGCUGAAGAUCUUACCGUCCACACUCUCCUUGAUCACCAGAUCUUCACCAUUCCGCAGCUUUGGACCGCCAGCCUGUGCAAGACCUACGUGACUUUCCUCGCCACUCUCCCGCUCACAACCACCCCCGGCAGACCUAAAAGAGGCGAGGCGGUGCGCGUCAACGAUCGCUUUCAGGUCGACGAUGCUGACUUUGCCGAGCUACUGUGGAGUACUACUUCUCUCAAAUCCAUCGUGGAGCAUAUCUCCAUUGACGGCCAGGCUUUGAGCGAGGCAGAGCGGCAAAAGUUAUGGGGUGGCGAUGUACUGGGCCUGAAUUCUAACAUUCGAAUCUAUCGAUACUCGAAAGGCCAGUUCUUCGAUCAACACUACGACGAAUCGAACAACAUCCUCUUCCCCUCCGCAUCCGCGCCAUCACCCAUACCGGCCAAAACAACCUGGACGCUGCUGCUCUAUCUCUCUUCGCCGACGACAGGCUGCCAAGGCGGCGAAAUCGUCUUCUACCCAGAGGCCCCCAGCAAGAAGUCGGCGGCGCCACCUCCUGUACUGGCGGAUCUACAGGUCGGAAUGGCGUUGCUCCAUCGUCACGGCAAAGAUUGCCUGAUCCAUGAAGGCCGAGAAGUCACCAAAGGCGAGAAGUGGGUGAUCAGAAGCGAUCUGUGUGUCAGGAGAUGACGGUCUCACUGUGUCCUGGUAGCUCUGACUAAAAGCGGGAUCAGCGCACCCGUAGGGAGUCCGAAUUCUCGAUGCCCCAUCACGCGCAACAAGCUGGCUAUCGCUCCAGAGUGGCUGGUGAAGGAUAGUACGGCGUGCGAGUCAUGCUCAAAGAUGUCCUCGAG